Didymodactylos carnosus is the source of this 360-nucleotide messenger RNA. The record is from the annotation of a GenBank genome assembly. NCBI's taxonomy places the organism in Eukaryota, Metazoa, Rotifera, Eurotatoria, Philodinida, Philodinidae.
AUGGCAUCAUCAAAUGCUGGUGAUUCAACCACUACAACAACAUUAAAAGAAAGUCCAAAUAAAAUUGAUGUUGUAUCAUUAAUUGUUCUUGUAUCAUAUCCCAAACAUUAUCGAAUAUUUGCCGAAAAAGAAUUGGUUCAUGAAAUAAUGCCAAAUGCAUCUGAUAGCGCAUUUGUUUGGUUUGGAAAUUAUUCAGCCGAAAAAGAUGAACAUCCUCCAGUGUAUAUGGAUGUUAUUGCACGAAUGAUCCGUCUAGGAUACAAUAUACAAGCAUCAACAGGUGGUGGAGGUAAUCCGGCUAUUGGUGAUAAUAUGUCAACACAUACCAGUCAUUACAUACUUACACGAAAACGUGAAUAA